Molecule: messenger RNA, 2862 nt
Organism: Prinia subflava (tawny-flanked prinia)
Lineage: Eukaryota; Metazoa; Chordata; Aves; Passeriformes; Cisticolidae
Gene: NUB1
Product: negative regulator of ubiquitin like proteins 1
Exons: 16
Coding region: 484-2355 (623 amino acids)
Biological process (GO): regulation of ubiquitin-dependent protein catabolic process
Molecular function (GO): protein binding
Source: RefSeq, a predicted model, not a curated record
CCGCCUCAGCGCGCGUCCUGCGGCGCGCUCGCCUCACAGCGAGGGCAGGGCGCGGCCAUGGCGGGCGGGGCGCGGCUCCGCGCACGUCACACCGCAGUCCCUGGGCCUUCCGGGCUGCCGUAGGAGCCGCUCCCGAGCCUCUCCCUCAGGGACAGCGGCCCGAGCCUCCCUCCCUCCCGGGAAGCAGCUCGGGGAGCAGCCGCGUCGCCCCCGAGCUUCCCCCGGCAGCGGCCGUGCCGACCCCGCGGGGCGCAGUUUGCCUUUUGCUGCAUCUUAUGUCACGCGUCUUACUUCUCCACUUGUUUUAUUUCACGUAUAAGGCAAUCUGGCCUUAGAGGAUGACAUGUUAUUUACAAAAGCUGAGUCUUGCAUUCGGAGUGUUUCUGGGGAAAUACCCCCGUUUUUUACUCACAUGAGUUUUGAGAAAGUCCCUUUAAACUCAUACCGAAAGUGAAAUUGCGUCAGGAGUGCUUGUGGCAUUUCAUGGCUGAUGGAAGACUGUGUUUUUAUUUGAAAAGAAUGGCGCAAAAGAAGUAUUUGAUAGCAAAACUGACAAGCUGCUUAAGAGAGGACAAAAUUCAGCUGUGGAAGCCACCAUAUACAAAUGAAAAAAAAGAAGCUGGUGAAGAGAUGAAGGAGCUUGUACAAAAAUAUUCAUCCAAGCUGAAUAUCAAUGAGAAUGAUACAGAGAAUAUGCUGGAAGAAAUCCGGUGUAAAGCAAUUGAGCGUGGGACAGGAAAUGAGAAUUUUAAAGUGACUGGGAUUGCAAGACUUGAUAUAUAUCUGCCUCGUAGGAAAAGCCGGAAAAUCCCACUGGAAACCAGUCUGUUCAUCACAGGCAAAGAGCUCAGAUCCCAGAUAGCACAGGAAUAUGCAUUACAAGAAAAUGCUGUCAAAAUAAUCAUAAAUAAGAAGCAGCUUGAUCUGGGUAAAACCCUUGAAGACCAGGGUGUCACACACAAUGCAAAAGUGAUGGUGCUUCAACUGGAACAGAGUGAUGAGGAAACCAAAAGAAAAGUUCAGGAGGAGGAGCUUCAGUGUAAGAAAGAAAAAGAAAUUAAUGACAAGAUGCAAAGAACUAAGAAGGGUUUGGAAAUUCUAGCAGAGAGAGAGGAGUACUUGGAUCCAGACUCUGUCCCAUACCUAGAUAUAGCUAAUCAAACUGGAAGGUCAAUUGAGAUUCCUCCUCAAGCUAAAAAAGCGCUUGUGCUGGCUAUGGGCUGCCAUGAGAAGGGCAGAGCAUUAAUGAAGAAGAAAGAAUAUGAAAUAGCACUGCCAUAUUUGUUGGAUGCUGAUAAACAUUUCUGUGAGUGUAGCACAGAGCUGCUGAACACGGUUGAUAAUUACGCAGUGCUGCAGCUGGAUAUAGUGUGGUGCUACUUCCGUCUGGAGCAGCUGGACUGCCUGGAUGAUGCAGAGAAAAAGCUGUCCACAGCACAGAGAUGCUUCCAGAGGUGCUAUGGGGAGAACCACGAGAGGCUUAUUGACAUCAAAGGAAGCUAUGGUCGUGAGAAGGUUUUAUUCCUACGGCUUUACCUCCUUCAAGGGAUUGGGCACUACCACAGUGGCAGAGAAAAGGAGGCUGCAGAGUACAUUCAGAAGGCAUCUUCGUUGUACGGAGAGCUGUCCAUAGACCCUGACAAGGUGGAUCGCCUGUCUCUGCUGGGAUUCUCAGAGCAGGAAGCUCGCCUUGCCCUGCGAGCGUGCCACGGGAAUGUGGAGCACGCUGCCAAUCUGAUCACCAACAGGAGAGAGGAAAAGGCACAGAUCAGGAGGGAGGAGAGGGCUAAAAGGCGGCAGCGGCUGGAAGACAUCAAUACCCUGAAAAGCAUGGGCUACUCAGAGAGAGCUGCUCAGGUCGCUCUUCAAAAGACACAAGGAAACCUGGACCAAGCCUUUAAGUUUAUUCUUGACAAUCCUGAGUUACUCCUGGAAGAUGAUGAUGAUGAUUCUGUGGCCAUGGACCGGUUUCAGGUUUCCCAAGAAAGUAUUGAGCAACUGACGUACAUGGGUUUCAGCCGAGAGUCGGCAGAGCAAGCUUUAAAGGUCUUCAAAGGGAACAUCCACGUGGCUUCCCAAACCCUUGCCCAUUAUGGGGGAGUUCUUCCCCCGUCGCUGCUGCUGUCCUCAGAGGGGUCCAGUCCAUCAGAGGAAUCCACCUCCUCCAAGGACCUGCUCACAGAGUCUGCAGGUUCCUCUAGUUCACCAACAGAUGAAGACAUGGAUACUGAUGCAGUCAAUGAAAUCCUAGAGGAUAUUCCUGAACAUGAAGAGGAUUAUCUGGAUUUAACACUCGAGGAAGAAGAACAGAUAAUUCAUGAAUACUUAUCCUAUAUACAAGUACCGCAGCACUAAAUCCCAUUAAAUCUACUUCAGUUAUAUGUAUUUACCUUGUCAAAUUGAGUUUGGAUUAUAAAUGCACCUUCAGCUUAUCUCUUACUAAGGGCCUUGAAUUCUGUUAAACUCUAGUUGGAAUACUUAAUUCCUGCUUAUUUGUAACUCUGCUUAAAGCCUACAUUUGUGAUACAUUGUAAUUUAUUGUCAUAGAAAAAUAGAGACAUUUAUUUUCAGAAGAAAAUUUAAUAGAACUAAACUAUAUUUUUAUUGUGAAAUAAGUUAACUCGCUUAGUAAAGAAGCAUUUCUAUACCAUUUUAAAAUACCAGCUUUAAAAGAACAACAUGAGUUUGUAAAUUAGAAACCUUAGCUCAUGAAGCUGUAGAGGUAUAUCAACUUUCCAGCUUUUCUUCUGAAAGAUUUCUAAGAGACAUUAAUGUAUCUGUUGUGCAUGGUUUAUACCGUGUUCUGCUUGUCCCCUCCUGCAGGUGUUACACAGGUAAUAAAGGCAACUGUGCUGCUUCUGC